AUGUCAUAUGUGGGUCUAACUCUCCAAAAAAGUGCUCUCAGCAGCUAUCUUCCUUACUUCCAAGCUGCUGGGUUUGUUCAAAUCAUCUCAGCCUCGCCACUUGGUAAUGUUUUACUGACCACCCAAGGCCCUCCGGAUUGGCAGCCAGCUCCCCAAGCUCUCUGCCAAGUGAUCAAGGAGGUCGUCAAAUCUAUUCAGACGACCCAUCAUCUGUCCAUCGAACGCAUCUCCCUUCUCUACUCCAUGUACUUCCCCCACACCGUGAUCGGAUUCUCGUCUGUUGACAAAGUCAAAGCGGCCUUUGAGGUUCUUGGAGAAAUCCAGAACCCAAAGGACGCUUCAAGUAUCUCAUCAGCUCAGGCUUCAGUACAAGAUGCAUUGAAAAGCUCUGGAUAUUUGAAUUGGUCUUGGCCUUUGCCAUCCGACUAG
Messenger RNA from Puccinia graminis f. sp. tritici CRL 75-36-700-3, 429 nucleotides. RefSeq lists its product as uncharacterized. Gene Ontology annotation, cellular component: cytosol. Gene Ontology annotation, biological process: dehydro-D-arabinono-1,4-lactone biosynthetic process. The record is from RefSeq and is a predicted model, not a curated record. Lineage: Eukaryota; Fungi; Basidiomycota; Pucciniomycetes; Pucciniales; Pucciniaceae. The coding region runs from base 1 to 429 and encodes 142 amino acids. Gene Ontology annotation, molecular function: D-arabinose 1-dehydrogenase [NAD(P)+] activity. The transcript has a single exon.